Olea europaea var. sylvestris is the source of this 820-nucleotide messenger RNA. Its product is annotated as signal recognition particle 14 kDa protein-like. Gene Ontology annotation, biological process: SRP-dependent cotranslational protein targeting to membrane. The coding region runs from base 548 to 805 and encodes 85 amino acids. NCBI's taxonomy places the organism in Eukaryota, Viridiplantae, Streptophyta, Magnoliopsida, Lamiales, Oleaceae. Gene Ontology annotation, cellular component: signal recognition particle, endoplasmic reticulum targeting. The record is from RefSeq and is a predicted model, not a curated record. Gene Ontology annotation, molecular function: 7S RNA binding; endoplasmic reticulum signal sequence receptor activity. The transcript has 3 exons.
UUUUGUAUCUCUAUUUGAAUGCCUAUAGAUUGUCUAAAAGGAUCUUCAAGGAUUUUCAUGGUUAAAUAAUUGAUAGAUCAUCAAACUUUGUUGCUUUCUUUAUUUACAUUGCCUUUAUGUGCAUAUAUUCAGUCGUAGAUGCGUUAUUCAGUACUGAUGGGGGAUGGGUGGGGAUUUAGAUGUUAAUAAAAGGAAUAAGAGAAACUAGAAAUGUACUGUAAUUUUAAGUUUAUAACCAUGUUAUUUUUAUUUAAACUGCCUGAAUUAAUGACCCUUUGAGGCUUACAUCUAAUAUCCAUAAAAUGUAAAAAAAUUAGAAAUGUAAGCAAUAUCAGUUAUGUAUAAGGUGCAAAAGGGAAGCCGGUCUGUCUCUGGAUGAAUUGAAAAGUUAUUCUGAUAUCAAGUUUCAGUGGGUUAAAUCCUGCCUUUGGUCAUGGUUUAGAAGACGAACUGUGGGAUUGUAAGGCUGGCUCACAAUAAUACUCUUCAAUGAAUCUUUGAAAUUCUACUACACAACAAAAGGUUUCAUUGCUCCAGUUCAUGUGGUAUGGUUGUGCAGGUGCGCUUACAACCCGAUCCCUUCCUCAAUGAACUCACUAACAUGUUUGAGCGGACUACUGAGAAGGGCUCUGUUUGGGUUACACUCAAGCACUCUUCAGACAAGUCUAAGGUGCAGAGGAAUAAAAUGAAAACAUGUGGGGAAAAGAUUGAGUACAGAUGCCUCGUUCGAGCAACUGAUGGCAAGAAGACCAUAUCCACUCUGGCAAGUAUUCCAGCAUUAUUUUCUUCAUGCUUGCUGAAUUGAAUUGGUUUGUAAAGU